AUGUCCAAGAUAAACCAUACCAUGGUGACUGAGUUCAUUCUCUUGGGACUGACUGCGCAACCUGAGUUGCAGCCUAUCCUCUUUCUAAUAUUUUUAGUGGUCUACCUCAUCACUGUAGUGGGGAAUGUAGGAAUGAUCGCACUGAUCAGAAGUGACCCCAAACUUCACACUCCCAUGUACUUUUUCCUCAGCCACUUGUCAUUUGUGGAUCUUUGUCAUUCCACCAAUGUCACACCUCAGAUGCUGGUCAAUUUUUUGUCUCAAAGAAAAACCAUUUCCUUUGUAGGCUGCAUCAUACAAUUUCACUUUUUCAUUGCUUUGGUUAUGACAGAUUAUUACAUGCUCACAGUUAUGGCCUAUGACCGUUACGUGGCUAUCUGUAAUCCACUGCUCUAUACUAGCAAAAUGUCCAAGAACAUCUGCAUAUCUCUGGUCACUGCACCCUACAUCUAUAGCUUUGUCAAUGGUCUGAUACAAACCAUCCUGAUGCUCCGUCUAUCCUUCUGUGGCCCUAAUGAGAUUAACCACUUCUACUGUGCUGACCCACCUCUCAUGGUCCUCUCCUGCUCAGACACUUACAUCAAGGAAACUGCCAUGUUUAUAGUUGCUGGUUCAAACCUCAUCUGCUCUCUGACAAUCAUUCUCAUCUCUUACAUGUUCAUUUUCAUGGCCAUCCUGCGCAUCCGCUCAGCUGAGGGCCGGCGUAAAGCUUUCUCUACCUGUGGCUCACACCUGACAGCUGUCACUAUCUUUUAUGGGACUCUGUUUUGCAUGCAUCUAAGACCUCCCUCAGAGACAUCUGUAGAACAAGGGAAAAUUGUGGCAGUUUUCUAUAUUUUUCUGAGUCCUGUGUUAAAUCCCUUGAUCUAUAGUCUGAGAAAUAAAGAUGUAAAGGAUGCUGUGAAGAGGAUUGUCAAAAAUAAAUUCCAGGCUAAAUAA
Molecule: messenger RNA, 939 nt
Organism: Vombatus ursinus (common wombat)
Lineage: Eukaryota; Metazoa; Chordata; Mammalia; Diprotodontia; Vombatidae
Product: olfactory receptor 1030-like
Exons: 1
Coding region: 1-939 (312 amino acids)
Biological process (GO): sensory perception of smell; G protein-coupled receptor signaling pathway
Cellular component (GO): membrane
Molecular function (GO): olfactory receptor activity; odorant binding; G protein-coupled receptor activity
Source: RefSeq, a predicted model, not a curated record